Messenger RNA from Clupea harengus (Atlantic herring), 5069 nucleotides. It is a transcript of the gene fmn2a, whose product is annotated as formin-2. Gene Ontology annotation, cellular component: actin filament; cytoplasm; cytoskeleton. Lineage: Eukaryota; Metazoa; Chordata; Actinopteri; Clupeiformes; Clupeidae. Gene Ontology annotation, molecular function: microtubule binding; actin filament binding. Gene Ontology annotation, biological process: actin nucleation; cortical actin cytoskeleton organization. The transcript is spliced from 18 exons. The record is from RefSeq and is a predicted model, not a curated record. Bases 1 to 3687 code for a protein of 1228 amino acids.
AUGGGGAACCAGGAGGCCAAGCAGAGGAAGGCGGGCGCUGCGGGCGCUGCUUCGGGGGCAGAGGGUACGGGCAACGUGGUCAGGGCUGAGGAUGGGAAGGGAGGCUUUCACAGCAAGAAGUCUCAGAGCAAAUCCAGCAAACUAGGAGAUUCUGCCAAAAAGAAAGCCAAAGCAGAGUCCACCAAGACCUCCGUCUUCUCCAACCUAAAGAAGGGGCUGUCUCGGGCAAAGGGGGCGUCCAGGGAGAGCAUUCUGGACGGUGGAGACUUCCAAGCUUCUCAUCCCGACGGCUCAGAGAUUAAAGCCUCUGAUGCCAGCCUCUCUGGUGACGAGCUGGGGGGGAUGACCGACAGCGAUCCUGAGCGAGGACAGCCGACCGCGGAGGGGGAGGAGGAGGGCAGGAGUACAGGGUCAGAGUCAGACACGGACAUCUACAGCUUUCACUCAGCCACCGACCAUCAGGAUCUCCUCGCAGACAUCCAGCUGGCCAUGUGCAAACAGCAUGGAGACAGCAUCCCUGCCGACCUGCUCACUGCAAAUUUGCCCCGUGACCCCACAAUCCCAGAUGCCCUUUGUGACCUACCCCUUGAUCCGGAGACUGGAAGUGGAGAGGCCCUGGCAGAGGUGGAUGGGGCCAGGGUGGAGGUAAGGAGGAAUGACACCAAAAUGGAAUUAAAUGCAAGUGAGACGAUUGCAGCUCCGGUGUCAGAGGAGUUGGAUCAUCUUGCAGAAAGUGGCCCAGUGUCCGUGUCUGAAGUUCCUCAGUUGACCAUCACCAAGACACCCAGCACUCAAAGCUUCCCUGACACAGCUUCCCCCAACACAACCACCAACACGACAACCAACACGUCCUACGAGAGCGCAGAUGAGCCACCAGACGAGGAAGCAGGAGGCGCCACCCUCGGCUCCCCAUUUGAAAGUGUGGACUGCCAUCAUGACCUCACCAAGGUCCUACCUGUUGGACUUGAGUCUGUUUUGGAGUUGCCUGACCCCAGGGCGAAGGCAACUGGAGUCGCAGUCACAACCAGGUCACACAAAAGCGUGAGCAGCAUAGAUCUAAAUGUGGUGCGAGAUGAGGAUGAGGAGGGUGGCAUUAGUUAUGAAGAACUGGGGUUCCUUUCCCCACAACGGAGGACCAGCAGCAGCAUCUCCUUCACCCAGUGGGCCUCUGAGAAUCCGCAGGGAUCUCGAGCUCGACGGGCGUCCGCUGCUGGCUCGAUUGUCAAGCCUUACCCCACCAUCCAUCCAUCAUACGUGAAGACCACCACAAGGCAGCUCACCUCCCCCACACACUCUCCAGUGGGCUCCCCAGCACAGAGUCCUCAAGUCCCCCGCAGGGAGGGCUCCAGCUUGGGUCUCGGGAGCUCCAGAGCGGAGAGGUGGAGGGCCCAGAGACAGAGGUCCAGCAGCAUUGCCGGGCCCAUCAGCUACCCAUCAGACUGGGCCGGACGGUUCGCGGGCCUGCGGGCCGGAUCAGAGGAUGGACCUGAGCUAUCGCAGGAGAAGGUCCCUGAACAGAGUCUUGGCACCAGACGCACCUCCUCAUGUCUACAAACGUACGGCGGAGGCUUUUCUCUGGACGUAUUCUCUGGUCGUACUCUGUUGGAGCGUUGUUUGGCAGGGGUAGAAGUGCCCCCCGAGGAGGUCGAGACGUUGUGCUCCCGCUUCCUGGCCCUAGGGAUCCUCCAGCCUUUCAGCCACUGCUUCAGGGAGCAGCUCCGAGAAGGAGACGUGCCAGAUAUGCUCACCUUCAAUGAGGAGCAGCUGUACACCUGGGCUCCCAUCAGCCCCCACCUCCAGCAGUGGGAGCAGCCCAUGGGGGCCGUGCUGGGAAGGAGACACACACAGCGCCCCCAUUCCGCCAGAGCAGAGCAGGACGAAGGCGCGUCACGAUCUGGAAAUGUAGAAGGUGGGGAUUCCGGCAUGAUCCAGCAGCUCGAGGGGACGAUACGGGAAUUACAUGAUAAGAUAUCCAACUUGGAGAGUCAACAGGUGUCGCUGGAGAGGGGUAUUUGCACAAGGGAGUCGAAGGGAGGGGAGGAUGUUACGGACUCUGUUGGGAAUGACGCACAAAAGCCAGACGGACUGACGGAGAGCAACCAGCAGGCCAGAUCCAGCCAGACGUCACCAGUGGAGGAGGCGGCGCCAGCCCUCCAGGACUUCCUCCUCCACCACCUCCUCUCCCUGGCAUGGGCCCUCCUCCCCCGCCACCCCCUCCUCCUCCUGGGAUGGGGGGGACCCCCGCCACCCCCUCCUCCACCAGGCAUGGGUCCCCCACCACCACCCCCAGGCCCUGGCUGCCUGCCUCCUCCGCCGUUCCCCCCAGGAGGGUUUGCCAUGGCCAUGACCCAGGAGGCUUCCCCCCUGAAGGCUGCCAUCGAGCCUCCCAGGCCCAUGAAGCCUCUCUACUGGACCAGGAUUCAGCUACAUGCUAAAAAGGAGGCUAACACAGCUCUUGUUUGGGAGAAGAUUGAAGAGCCGUCCGUGGACUUUGAUGAAUUUGCUGAACUUUUCUCCAAAAGUGCCGUGAGGGAAAAGAAGAAGCCUAUAUCAGAUACCAUCACCAAAUCUAAGGCCAAGCAGGUUGUUAAAAUCCUGAAUAACAAGCGUUCCCAGGCAGUUGGGAUCCUCAUGUCCAGUCUGCACUUGGAUAUGAAGGACAUUCAAAAUGCUAUUCUCAACAUGGACAACACAGUGGUGGACCUUGAGACCCUACACGCCCUCUAUGAAAACAGAGCCCAGCAAGACGAGAUGGAAAAGAUAGAGAAGCACAUGAAGUCAGUCAAAGAUAAGGAGGACCCAAAGCCCCUGGACAAGCCUGAGCAGUUUCUGCUCCAGAUUUCUCAAAUCCCCAACUUCUCCGGGCGGGUGUGCUGCAUCCUUUUCAAGUCCACGUUUGCAGAGUGCAUGGGCUCGGUCCACAGGAAGGUGGAGGUCCUGCAGAGAGUCUGUGAGACUCUCCAGACAGGCGCAUGCGUGAUGCAGGUGCUCGGCCUAAUCUUGGCCUUCGGCAACUUCAUGAACGGGGGGAACCGAAGUCGAGGCCAGGCAGACGGCUUCGCUCUGGACAUUCUGCCCAAGCUGAAGGACGUGAAGAGCAGUGACAACACACAGAGCCUCCUGUCGUACAUUGUUGCUUACUAUCUCAGGCACUUUGAUGAGGACGCUGGCAAAGAGACGUGUGUCUACCCACUUCCAGAGCCACAGGACCUUUUCCAGGCCUCUCAGAUGAAGUUUGAGGACUUUCAGAGAGACUUGCGCAAGUUAAGAAAGGAUUUGAAUGUGUGCGAGACGGAGAGGGAUAAAGUGUGUAAGGUGUCGUCCGAAGAACACCUGCAACCUUUUAAGGACAACAUGGAGGAAUUUUUGACUCAGGCUAAAAGCGAGUUGGAAGCCCAGGAAUCUCAGCUUGCCAUGACGCAUACAGUUUUCCUGGAGCUGAGUGUAUUUUUCUCCAUCAAGCCUAAGGCUGGAGAGAAAGAGGCUUCUCCCAACACAAUCUUCUCCGUGUGGCAUGAGUUCUCCAGCGACUUCAAAGACCUGUGGAAGAGAGAGAACAAGGUUCUUCUGCAGGAGAGAUUGAAAGUGGCAGAGGAGUCUUUCAAGCAGGCCCGAGAGAAAGCCGCCUACAGUGUCAAACCCAAACAUGCCUCUGGGAUGAAAGCCAAACUCGGACAGAAGAUUUAAGAGACUGCCGCAAGGACAGCUUUGCUCUUUGUUUUAAUUAAGAAGGCACGUGGCGGUGGUGACAAAUUCCCCCCCCCCAUGAUAACCAGCACUUUUGUCUUUCUCUCUGUUCAACUCCUCAUGUUGUAAUCAAAGAGCAUUUUCCUUCAGGCUCAACAAGGAUUUAUAUUUCUAAGCUCCUCUGUUAUACCGUGUUACAUUCGUCAGUGGCCCCAUGAGUCCAUUCAAGGCAAGAUCAUUUUCUCCCAGUCAAUGUAGCCACGUGGAACCUCUCCUCUCCAAAGCUUAGCGGCCCUUUAUAAGGAGAAGCAGCAGGUGAGAGACUUGUGUUCGUCUUUAUGGAAAAGCUGGAAGUGCCUUAAUUGAAGCACACUCAUCGCCAUCGCCAUCACCCAUCGCCCAUCGCCCAUCAGCCCUGCUGCCAAGUGAGGUGUCACUGAGGAGAACACGGGGCAGAGGUGCCCUAGGAAUCACUCGCGGUGACGUUCACUACGAAAGACUCUUAAUCACUGAGCAAAGAAUCAUAUCUUACUGACUUAACCCCCCAUAGACAUAGAAGUCAUUGAAGUUGUUGAAUAGGUUAUUUAAAGCCAAAGUGCUUCCCAAAGUGUGUGUGUGUGUGUGUGUGUGUGUGUGUGUGUGUGUGUGUGUGUGCGCGUGCAUGUGCAUGUGCGUGUGAAUAAAGUAAAUAUGUUCUGGGGAAGCUUAGUGUGGACCUGCCUUUCUAAAUGAUUUUUCCCUCAAUACAAUGAGCCAUUUGCUAAAGUAGAAGCCAUAGACAUUCAGCAUCACUGCACCUUUUUUACAGUCCUGCAUUAAAACUCUGACCUUGUUUGUUGUUUAACUGCAACACGGGGCAGAGGUGCCCUAGGAAUCACUCGCAGUGACGUUCGGUAUGGAAAAAGAAAGGCUCUUAAUCACUGAGCAAAGAAUCAUAUCUUACUGACUUAACCCUCCAUAGACAUAGAAGUCAUUGAAGUUGUUGAAUAGGUUAUUUAAAGCCAAAGUGUGUGUGUGUGUGUGUGUGUGUGUGUGUGUGUGUGUGUGUGUGUGUGUGUGUGUGUGUGUGUGUGUGUGUGUGUGAGUGUGAGUGUGAGUGAGUGAGAUGGAUAUGAGGAGGGUUUCUGCAGUGGACUGUGUAAAAAAUCCAAAUUUGUGUGAAUAAAGAAAAUAUGUUCUGGGGAGGCUAAAUGUGGACCUACCUUUUUCCCCUCAAUAAAAUGAGCCAUUUGCUAAAAAAGAAGCCAUGGACGUUCAGUAUCACUGCACCUUUUUUACAGUCCUGCAUUAAAACUCUGACCUUGUUUGUUGUUUAUCUGCCACCCGUUACACCAGUGAACUUCAUUUUGUAAUAAUGUUUGAAUUAACUAAUUAUUGUUCAA